Molecule: messenger RNA, 1452 nt
Organism: Penicillium angulare
Lineage: Eukaryota; Fungi; Ascomycota; Eurotiomycetes; Eurotiales; Aspergillaceae
Product: Zn(II)2Cys6 transcription factor domain-containing protein
Exons: 3
Coding region: 1-1452 (483 amino acids)
Biological process (GO): regulation of DNA-templated transcription
Molecular function (GO): DNA-binding transcription factor activity, RNA polymerase II-specific; zinc ion binding
Source: RefSeq, a predicted model, not a curated record
AUGGUGAACGUUGCGGGUAGAAGCAAGGGCUGCUCAACAUGCCGCCAACGUAGGCUGAAAUGUGACGAGACUACUCCAGAAUGCUCACAAUGUGUCAAGAAGGGGUUUCGAUGCUCUGGCCCCCGUACGGGAGCUGUUUUCAUACACGCUUUACCACACCGACCGUCAGCAUUGCGCUCGACAGAAAGCAGACCAAGGGAUGCCGCGCGCCGGAGCGCGAUUCAGCCUGCUUCUAGAGUUCGCGAUGAACAUCCUUCACGCCCAUCAUUACUAUCAAACUACCAGCCUAGUCGCGUCGAAAUCUUCGACCAACUGUUUGUAUCCCACUUCAUCGAUUCGUUUGCCUUUGUGAAACCGAAUCCGGGCAAACAGUCUUCGACCUGGCUCGAUGAGUUGGCCGAGCUGAUAGUCUCACCCACUCACAAUGUGGCGAAGUACUCUAUCCGUUCCUCGUCGAUGUUCUUUUAUGGCUUCAUGACUCAAAAUGUCGCGAUGCAAACAGAAGCUUCCAGAUGGUAUUUGAAAGCUCUACAGGGCCUCCAAAAUCAUCUUUUGAAGGAGAAGCCAUCAUCCUUUAGCGGGGAUAUGAUCUGUGCAGCUGUUAUGCUCACCCAUUUCGAAAGUCUAGCUGGUACGGCCCCAGGAGCUUGGUUUCAACAUGUACGAGGUGCAUCGAUGAUGAUCGCGACCGGAGGUCCUGAAAGUUGUCGUCAGGGUUUCUUACAUGAUGCGAUUUCAGCCCUCUUUCGAAAUGAACAACAUCCAUUUUCUACAGAUGAAUGGAUGAGUGUUCCCUUUGAAUUGCUUCCAAAAGGUCCCUUCGACGAACUUGUGGACAUUUUCUUCUCUUUGCUUCCUUGCUUAGCACUUGCAGACGGUGUGACAAACUCCUCGGGUAACGACUUCCACAACUACAAAACCCAGCUAAACAACAUGGUAUAUCGAAUGAUAACGCGUCUGCAUAUAUGGUGGUCUCAAUGUUUUGCUCGAACCGAUCUCAGCCAACCAAAUCCAGAAGCGAACAUUCCCACCAGCAAUGAGCCUAUUUACUUACCCGAUAGUCCACAUGACGUCCCACUCUUACCCCAUAGGGAUAUGCCAACCACUGCAUUAGCUGCCCUUUUCUAUGCAGCAAACGUCAUUGUCUAUCGACUUUUAUUCCUCGUCUCAUCGUCCGCCCAUCAGUAUGAACAUCGUAUCCAGAAGCACGUUCAGGCAACGCUUUCAACUUUGGAGUUCGUCUCUACAACCCCGAAGCCUGUCUCAGAGCGUGGCUUUAUUAUGGUGGCUCUUCCACUGCGAAUUGUGCAAAUUUGGGCUCCAUGCGCUGAGGGGGAUAAUGCCGUUGGAGCUUCAUUGGACAGAUGGGCACAAGACAUGCCGUCUUCUGCCGCUCCAACAGAGUUUUUCGCACAUGUUGCUUCUCAUAUCCACAAUAAUUACCUCAAAUGA